AUGGCCUCGCUACCGUGGAAUGCUUUGAUCCUGAAGGAAGCGUAUCCUGUAUGGCAGAGCGUCCCCUCUAUGACGAAGCGAAGGUUUGGAGUCGGUGUUGGUGUUGUCGACAACUUGCUCUACGCUAUUGGUGGUUGGGAUGGCAAACAUUCGAGUAGCGUUGAAAGGUAUUAUGCAUUCUCCAAGCUACCAUAA
Molecule: messenger RNA, 195 nt
Organism: Cooperia oncophora
Lineage: Eukaryota; Metazoa; Nematoda; Chromadorea; Rhabditida; Trichostrongylidae
Source: the annotation of a GenBank genome assembly